Molecule: messenger RNA, 282 nt
Organism: Oldenlandia corymbosa var. corymbosa
Lineage: Eukaryota; Viridiplantae; Streptophyta; Magnoliopsida; Gentianales; Rubiaceae
Source: the annotation of a GenBank genome assembly
AUGGCGGUGACGACGCGCUCUCAGUCAUCAUUGGAUUCAGAGACUCGUCGGCAGGAGCAGUUCAUACAGUCUCCGGCGGAGGAAACAACGGAACUACGGACUUGGAUUGAAGAACAACAAGCAGUGGCUUCUUGUCAUACAUCUAAAUUGAAGGAGAUCAGUUCGCAAAUGGAGGAACAACGAGCGGUGGCUCCUACUCAUACAGCUCCGCUGAAUGAGAUCGCAGCUCAGCUGAAAUCCUUAGCUGUUGUAAUUGAUCAGAACAAUUUUGUAAGAUCGUAG